AUGUCCAUAUGGGCACCCUGGGCAUCUAUUGGCCGUGCUCGCCUACGACUGGACCAUAUAACGGGUGCUCUACGCCAAUACCCUAGCUUCUAUGUUCAUACCAAUGCACCCGGAUGGGACGGGAUCAAGCAGCACAAAUAUCCUAGCAAGAAGGCAGACUCGGCUGUCUUUGAAGCGAAACUGUCGGAAUAUACUAAGCUGGGAAAGGCAUCGAAGACAGUCGAGCCGCCGUCCUCGACUGUUGAAGUCCUCAUACAGUGCGUACGACAAGGCGAGUUCGAUACUGCCGAGCGUAUACGCAGCGAGCUGGUGCAGAUGGGAGUCGAAAUACCCUUGGAUCCCAUCUACGAAAAAGCUGCAACCGAAGUCCUAGGUUGGCCGAAUCCCGCGAACCAUGUCGAGGCUUUUUCCAGCUGGUUAGCCUUACUUCCAACCGCCGAUGCUUCAACAACACACGGAUUUCCAGACCUUGAGCACAGCCUCUUGAACUCACCUGCCCCCCACCAGCUGCCCUUAAUUGUCGCAUUUGCUCGCGCAUGCUAUUCCAAAGGUUAUGAAGGACUGGUCCGGACAUCGGUCGUUCCUACGGUCAAGUCUCUUGCGACGCCCGGUGAAUACCGAAAGUUCUUGAAAGAGACUGUGACUCUUGGAAAGAAGGUUAAAAGGGACUUGAUCCACGUUGGUGCUCAAUCACUCGGUUGCGCCAACCAAGGGCCACUGGCUGAUUUGAAUAACGUAGAGAACUUGGACGCGUCAGUGUCAAUGCACACUGCCAUUGCCCCCUCCCUUACCCCCUCCCUCAACCCGCCCUCAACCCAGGAAUCUCACAGUAUCUUCGAAGACCUUACGUUUGAAUAUUCCGCAGAUAACCAUGGUGACGUUCUCACAGAGAGCACACCGACGGAUAUCUGUCAAGCCCUCGUAGACUUGGUACAGUCCCAGAAGUAUGAGGAAGCAGAUCACCUCCUCGCGGAGAUGACUGCAUUCGGCAUUUCAAUUCCACCCUCAUUUGUCUAUGAGAAGGCUGCCGAAGCGGCCCUUCGUAGCCCGCAGACUUCUGAGGAACGUCUCGAUCAAUUCACCAAAUGGUUCUCGAUGAUCCCCGAUGCACGCAUGGCGGGCCGACGCAAGUUCUACUCUAUGCGGCGGUUCUUCUUCCUCUCCCGCGUGACGAACCUAUCCCUAAUUGCUCGCUUCGGGGUAAUAUGUGCGAGCAAGGGCUUCGCACACGACGUGUACUGGUUUGUGUUCGCGCCCCUCAUGCGGUAUGCGGACGAACAAGUCAGUGCUCAGUUUCUCAAGGACUUCGAGGACGCACACCAAACAUAUCUCGUCAGGGACUCGCCCUCUGACGCAGUUGCUGAAAUGCGCAGGGCCAGAAGGUCAUUCCGGACUGUGGCUAUCAAAGGAUUGGCCGCUUCUGGCCGGGAGGUAUUCGCCGUGCAGCUUCUCCCUACUGAAGAAGCCAUCGCAUCAGGCGAUGCCUUACCGCUUCCUGUCGAGGUAUUCACCCUUCUUGUGUCAAGAAUACGCCAGCUGCCUUCGAUGGAUGUAACGAUCAAACGGGCCCUCUUGGACAGAGUAAAUCAAUCGUUCAAGAGCGUCCUGGACGCCGACUACUCCCAGUACGAAUAUGCAGGCAUCCCAGCGGUUCCAAGCCCGCGAGGUGACGAAGACUCUGAGAGUAUUGUCGAACGCUUAUUGUUCCUGAAAAACACCAUCGCAACGGGAGAGCAAUUGAGGACAAAAUAUGUGGUCCGCACGAUGUCGCUCUAUCUUUCGACUGGUAGAACAAAGGCCAUCACUCUCCUCCGUAUCAAAGCAUUGCGAAGUAAUCCAUCCAUCGCCUUGGAAUUCAUCUUCGCCGAAAUGAUGUACUACCGGUCACAGCGCCUCUUCGAACUGGUCAUUGUCACUUUCUAUCAACACUUCUACCUAACUGGCGUGCCUCGAGAUGAGAUUCUUGUGCGCCUACGGGCUUGGAACGUACUCGAUGGGGGCGAAGGCAUUAAGGAGCAAUGGGAUGACAAGUACGCCAAACAUGGAAAGCUGUGGCCCACGCCGUAUCAUUGCUCCUUGGUGUGGCAUGCCCUGGUGGGUCUUAACGAGACACGCGAAGGGCUGGAGGCACUCUACGUCAAAUUCUGUCAGUACGCGGAGGGCCAUUCUGCCGAGGAUCCCGCACAAUUAGAGAGCCUCGGCGUGACUGAACCACCCCUACCGCCUCCGCCUUCUUGGAAACACAGAGUAGACGACUCAUCAUUCGUCCCUUUUAUACGUGCCUUAAAUGUCCGCUUUGGACCUACUCGCGGUGCAAAGGUUCUGAGUGAUAUGAUGAAGCUUGGGAUACCGCCUACCAUCUACGUAUUUACCGAGCUCGCGGGACGAUAUGCAAAGUUGGGCGAUGUCACCAGGGCGUUCCUAAUCCUGGACAGGCUGGAGGCGGCGAAUAUGAUGAAACCCGCUUCGACACCCGACGAGAUGAAAAGCGCUCUUGCCAGUGCCGACGCACAAGACGACUCGGAAGCAACUGAGAAUGCACCGGCACCGGCGCAGUCGUCAAUAGACUUCCCUGCUCCGAAUAUAGUCUUGUUGACAAGCAUGUUGCGCGGAUUUGUGGACUCAAAAUCCCUUGAUGGCGCCUCGCGUCUUGUGGAGCGAAUUCAUUCAAAGCUCUCGGAAGAGGAUGUCAUGGAUGACCAGUUACAAGCAGCACUGUCUACUUACGAAGAACUUCAAGCCCAUGCAGAGAUUCAACGAGCCAAUCCUGGCGUUCGCGACGAUCUAUUCCAUUUGAAGAUCAUGCCCGGCUCCAUCCAAGCCUCGACUCAGUAA
Messenger RNA from Pleurotus ostreatus (oyster mushroom), 2835 nucleotides. RefSeq lists its product as uncharacterized. NCBI's taxonomy places the organism in Eukaryota, Fungi, Basidiomycota, Agaricomycetes, Agaricales, Pleurotaceae. The coding region runs from base 1 to 2835 and encodes 944 amino acids. The transcript is spliced from 4 exons. Gene Ontology annotation, molecular function: protein binding. The record is from RefSeq and is a predicted model, not a curated record.